AUGAGGUGUUUCAUGUCCUUGGGCCUUUGCCUUCUCGGCAUCCAGAUCUCCAACGGUUUCUUAGGAGCUGAUUCCUGUGCCCGGGAAUGGCUGCAAAACCAGGGCAACUGCUAUGCAUAUUUCGAUGAUCAGAAAACUUGGCAAGAGGCUGAAAUUGAGUGCCAGAGUUAUGGCCCUGGGGCACAUCUCGCCUCCAUUCUCACUGUGCAAGAGACUCAUUUGGUGUCUGAAUACAUCUCCACUUACCAGACAGUCCUGAGCAAUGUCUGGAUUGGGCUGAGUGAUGUCAGUCAGACUCGGAGAUGGAGAUGGGCUGAUGAAUCAACCUACAACUAUAAGGCUUGGAUGCCACGCCAGCCAGACAACUAUAGGAAGGCUGAGUAUUGUGUGGAGCUGAGACGUUCUACAGGUUUUAAUCAGUGGAAUGAUGCUCCAUGCAAGAAAAGAAAUGCCUACAUCUGCAAGCACGAGCUCUAGAUUAACCCAA
Messenger RNA from Hemicordylus capensis (graceful crag lizard), 487 nucleotides. RefSeq names its product C-type lectin BpLec-like. The transcript has 5 exons. The record is from RefSeq and is a predicted model, not a curated record. The coding region runs from base 1 to 477 and encodes 158 amino acids. Gene Ontology annotation, molecular function: signaling receptor activity. Lineage: Eukaryota; Metazoa; Chordata; Lepidosauria; Squamata; Cordylidae.